CCUUUUUCUUUCUCAUUCAGUGUUUACUUUUUGUUUGUUCAUUUUACUUUUUCUCAGUCUUUUAUCCCUUUUGUUUAAUCCCAUUUUCUAAUCAAAUUAAUCACAAAUCAUGACACUCAAUCCUAAUUACGCUGAGAUUGGAAAAAAUUUCGUUCAACAAUAUUACACCUUAUUCGAUGAUCCCAAUUUGAGAGCCGGUAUCCUCCCUCUCUAUUCGGAAACCAAUUCUCUGAUGACAUUUGAGGGAGAACAGCUUUUGGGUCGAGUUAAAAUAAUGGAAAAAUUACAAGGAUUAACAUUCAAGACAAUAAAACAUGUUGUUACCACCGUUGAUUGUCAGCCAACCUUUGAUGGAGGUGUUUUAAUUGUUGUUCUUGGUCAACUUAAAACAGAUGAUGAUCCACCUCACACCUUUAACCAGGUUUUUGUCUUAAAGCCUCUCGGAGAUUCAUUCUUUGUGGAACAUGAUAUUUUCAAACUUGCCUUACAUAUGUGAAAAGAAACUCUUAAUGCUUUUUUUUGUGGUAAAACAAACAAAAAACUAAUCGUUUUUCAUCAAAAACAAAAAUUCGAUUCAUCAUCUUAUUGGUGAAUGUCAUGAGAGUUUCAUUGAUAUUAAAUCUUAUUGAUGAAUAAAUCUACUAUUUCAUUAA
Messenger RNA from Panonychus citri (citrus red mite), 653 nucleotides. RefSeq names its product probable nuclear transport factor 2. The record is from RefSeq and is a predicted model, not a curated record. The coding region runs from base 110 to 496 and encodes 128 amino acids. Gene Ontology annotation, cellular component: nuclear pore central transport channel. The transcript is spliced from 2 exons. Gene Ontology annotation, biological process: protein import into nucleus. NCBI's taxonomy places the organism in Eukaryota, Metazoa, Arthropoda, Arachnida, Trombidiformes, Tetranychidae.